Verticillium alfalfae VaMs.102 is the source of this 546-nucleotide messenger RNA. RefSeq names its product DNA damage-inducible protein. The transcript has a single exon. Bases 1 to 546 code for a protein of 181 amino acids. The record is from RefSeq and is a predicted model, not a curated record. Lineage: Eukaryota; Fungi; Ascomycota; Sordariomycetes; Glomerellales; Plectosphaerellaceae. Gene Ontology annotation, molecular function: protein binding.
AUGCCCCUCUCGACUCUGCGUGAGUCGAUUCAGGCAGAGACCGGCAUUCUACCGACUUCCCAACACCUCUACCACAACGGCAAUCUGCUACCUUCUGAUGACGGAUCCAAGACCAUGACCGACCUCGGAAUUGCAGACAACGAUAUGAUGGCUGUCCAUGUAAGGGACAUGCGCGUGCGGGGUUCACAAGGCCGCACCGCGCAAGCUACAGCGAGUUCUGCUACCGGCCAAGACCCUGAGCUCAUCAGGCUGCAAAUCCUGGGCGACCCGCGGUUGCGCGCUCAGGCUCAACAACAGCAGCCGCAGCUCGCUGCCGUCCUGGAAGAUCCUCAGAGGUUCGCUCAGAUGUUCAACGAGAACUACUUGCGCGAGCAGAGGGAGCGGGCAGAGCGGCAGAGAGAGAUACAGCGCCUGAACGACGAUCCCUUUGACGAAGCUUCCCAAGCUCGGAUAGCUGAAAUGAUCCGCCAGGAGCGUGUUAUGGAGAACCUGCAGAAUGCCAUGGAGCACAACCCUGAAGGUAGGUCGAUCGUGCUACGAGACUGA